ACACUAUAUUGCCAAAAGUAUUUGGACACCCCCAAAAUCAUUGGAUUCAGAUGUUCCAAUCACCUCCAUGGCUACCUAGACAUGCAGACUGCUUCUACAGACAUUUGUGAAAGAAUGUGUCGCUCUCAGGAGAUCAGUGAAUUCAAGCGUGGUACCGUGAUAGGUUGCCACCUGUGCAAUAAGUCCAUCCGUGAAAUUUCCUUGUUACUAAAUAUUCCAUGGUCAACUGUUAGUGGUAUUAUAACAAAGAGGGAGCAACUGGGAACAACAGCAACUCAGACAUGUGGUAGGCCACGUAUAAUCACAGAGCGGGGUCAGCGCAUGCUGAAGCGCACAGUGCCCAGAAGGUGCCAACUGUCUGCAGAGUCAAUAUCUAAAGACCUCCAAACUUCAUGUGGCCUUCAGAUUAGCACAACAACAGUGCAUAGAGAGCUUCAUGAAAUGGGUUUUCAUGGCCAAGCAGCUGCAUUCAAGCCUUACAUCACCAAGUGCAAUGUAAAGCGUCAGAUGCAGUGGUGUAAAGCACGCUGCCAUUGGACUCUAGAGCAGUGGAGAUGAGUUCUCUGGAGUGACAAAUCACGCUUCUCUGUCUGAAAAAUCCAAUGGAUGUGUCUGGAUUGGGCGGUUGCCAGGAGACUAGUACUUGCUGACUGCAUUGUGCCAAGUGUAAAGUUUGGUGGAGGGGGGGAUUAUGGUGUGGGGUUGUUUUUUUAGGGGUUGGGCUUGGCUCCUUAGUUCCUUUGAAGGGAACUCUUAA
This is a messenger RNA of Staurois parvus, 757 nucleotides long. The record is from the annotation of a GenBank genome assembly. Lineage: Eukaryota; Metazoa; Chordata; Amphibia; Anura; Ranidae.